Molecule: messenger RNA, 852 nt
Organism: Nematocida homosporus
Lineage: Eukaryota; Fungi; Microsporidia
Exons: 1
Coding region: 1-852 (283 amino acids)
Biological process (GO): phosphate-containing compound metabolic process
Cellular component (GO): cytoplasm; nucleus
Molecular function (GO): inorganic diphosphate phosphatase activity; magnesium ion binding
Source: RefSeq, a predicted model, not a curated record
AUGGAAUACACAGCAAAACCGAUUGGAAUGCAAUAUACUGAUAAGCAUGCAGUUUACAUAAUGCGUGAUUCAGCCAUUAUUUCGCCUUUUCAUGACAUUCCCAUUGAUUUGGAUGAGGAGAAGCAUAUGGUUACCGCUAUUACUGAAAUCCCACGCUUUUCCAAUGCCAAAUUGGAAAUUCACAAGCAGACUUCUUACAAUCCCAUUAAGCAGGACCUGGAUAAGCAAGGGCAGCCCAGAUUUGUGCAGAACCUCUUCCCAAAGAAAGGGUACUUAUGGAAUUAUGGGGCUAUUCCUCAGACUUGGGAAAGUACUGAGGUCAAAGACAGUACGACUGAUUACCUGGGGGAUAAUGAUCCGAUUGAUGUGAUUGAAAUUGGCGAGGCCGUUCUAGCGACUGGUACUGUUUAUCGGGCUAAGAUUCUUGGGGCAUUAGCUAUGAUUGAUGGGGGUGAGUGUGAUUGGAAAGUGAUUGUGAUCCGGGAAGGUGAUCCUUUGUUUGCUAGUCUUAAUGGUCUAGCCGAUAUUGAGAAGUACUUGCCUGGGUUCUUAGGAGCGACUCGGGAGUGGUUUAGGGAUUAUAAACUACCGGCUGGGAGUCCUCCUAAUGAAUUUGCCUUGAAUGGCGAGUACUUGGAUGCCGCUAAGGCCGUGAGUAUUGUUAAGGAGACGCACGUGCACUGGCAAGGUCUUAUCAAAGAAGCAAAGCAUGAAGGUAUUUCUUUACUUAAUCGCACUAUCACUGGUACGCCAGGCUAUACAAAGGAUGAGUUUACUCCUGAUAAUCUGGAAUUUGUUCCAGCUACUACCGAGCCCCUUUCGGCCCAGAAGUUCUACUAUCCCAUGGAAUAA